AUGGGUGUUCGUCUUCCCUUAGCUCCACCUGAUGGGAGGGAUUUAGUUGACUCUGAAGUUGUGGGGUCUCCCAAGCAUGACAUUGCACCCCUUGACUUUCCUCAAGAUCUUCUCAAUCCACAUCUAGAGGAGCUUGCUCCAGAUAUUCCAGGCACUCUUCAUCCUGUAGCAGAUAUUGGUUCUUCUACUCUCCGGCCUAAGUGGCUAUGGAAGCUGAACAUCAUAGCCUUCGCGAAGAACAACACUUGGAUUCUCUUUGAUCUUCCACCUGGGAAGAAGCCCAUAAGCUACAAAUGGGUGUAUAAUGCUAAGUAUAAGGCUGAUGGAGCCCUUGAUAAGUACAAGGCUCCUCGGGCUUGGUACAUAAAAAUUGAUCAGUACCUCAGUGAUCAAGGCUUUCAAAGAAGUCCUUCUGAUUCCAAUUUGUAUGUCAAAACUACUGGUGGUGAUAUUCUUUUGCUUGUCAUCUAUGUUGAUGAUUUGAUUAUCACUAGUCGUUCAUCACUUUUGAUCGAGCAUAUCAAACAAAGUUUGUGCCAAUCCUUUGACAUGACAGACUUGGGACUUCUGCAUUACUGUUUAGGUGUUGAGGUUGGGCAAACUGAUAACAAUAUCUUUAUCUCUCAGUCGAAGUAUGCCAAGAGUCUACUUGAUAAGUUUCGGAUGCGGAAUUGCAAACCUAGCUCUACACCUAUGGAGAAAUGGCUGAAGUUGUCAGCCAAAUCAGAUUCACCCGUGGUGGAUGAAUCUUUGUUCAAGCAACUAGUUGCAACAAAGCGUGUGCUGAGAUAUGUGAAGAGCACUUCUGACUUUGGCAUUCUGUAUGGCAGAAGCAAAGGUCCUAGACUCAUUGGUUUUACAGACCAGAAUUGGGCAGGUUUUGUUGAUGAGAGGAAGUCUACAUCUGGGUAUGUCUUCAAUCUGGGAACAGGUGCAAUCACAUGGACCAACAAGAAGCAGCAAGCAGUAGCUCUUUCCUCGACCGAAUCAAAGUAUCAAUAA
Messenger RNA from Cryptomeria japonica (Japanese cedar), 1002 nucleotides. RefSeq lists its product as uncharacterized. The transcript has 4 exons. The record is from RefSeq and is a predicted model, not a curated record. Bases 1 to 1002 code for a protein of 333 amino acids. NCBI's taxonomy places the organism in Eukaryota, Viridiplantae, Streptophyta, Pinopsida, Cupressales, Cupressaceae.